This is a messenger RNA of Telopea speciosissima, 1190 nucleotides long. Its product is annotated as GEM-like protein 4. Lineage: Eukaryota; Viridiplantae; Streptophyta; Magnoliopsida; Proteales; Proteaceae. The coding region runs from base 222 to 908 and encodes 228 amino acids. The record is from RefSeq and is a predicted model, not a curated record. The transcript has 4 exons.
UUCUGUUGGUGAGCCAUGGAUGACACGGCAACAGAAAAGGUAUGAUUAACCACCCAACUUUGUUCCUUUAAAUACGGACUCUCAAGGUUUGUUCUACCAUUAAAAGCGGAUUGUCUUCCAUUUGCAGAGGAGAGUUGGCAAUUGGGAGUUGUAAUCCUCAGGGAAGUUGAAGUUGAUGGAGUAAAAAACAAUAGCAGAUCAAAGCAGCAACCACAGAUAAAAUGAAGAACCGUAUUCGAAAUCAUGUUAUUGGGAGUCCAGUAAACUCGGUAUCUUACAAAGUUGAACAGGAAGCAGAGAAACCUACUUCAGUACCUGAAUCUGAUAACCCAUACUUCAUUUCCUCUACUUCCGAAAGGUCUUCUAGAUCUAAACAAAGUAAAAUAGACACGCUGAUUGAAUGGAUGAACAAGUUUGGGAAGACAGCAGAUAAUUUUGCACAUGGGGUUUGUGAGCAUGUCAGAUUGGGGCCCAAUAUGUCUGAAACUGUGAAGGGAAAAUUGAGCUUGGGGGCCAGAAUUCUUAAAGGAGGUGGGAUGGACAAGGUAUUCAAACAGAUUUUCAGUGUUACCGAAGGAGAGAAGCUAUUGAAGGCUUCCCAAUGCUAUUUAUCAACAACAUCUGGUCCUAUUGCUGGGCUUCUCUUUAUCUCCACUGAGAAAGUUGCCUUUUGCAGUGAGAGGUCUCUUACAUUAACAUCUACAUCUGGGAAGCUGAUUAGAACACCUUAUAAGGUUUUGAUUCCGCUAAAGAAGAUAAAGAGAGUGCACCAAAGUGAAAAUGUGAAGAAGCCAGCCCAAAAGUACAUACAAAUAGUCACAGUGGAUGGUUUUGAGUUCUGGUUUAUGGGAUUUCUAAAUUAUCAGAAUGCUUUCAACUAUCUUCAACAAGCCAUCUCCGAAUCUUAAAUGAGUUAGUUCUCAGCAAUGAUACUGAGAGAAUCAUUACCCUCAGCUCCUUUGUAUCUCCUUGUACAAAAUAAAAGAAGGUUCAGAGUUACAGAUCAUGUAUAAACUUGGGUUAAUUAUGCAAGAUAGCUCCACAAUUCUUCACCAGUAUUCAUAUACACAGAUUGCUUAGCAGGAUAUUGUUUCAGCUCUUUCAGGUUUUUCUCAUUUUUGUAAUCACAAUACAUAAAUGUGAUCGAAAUUGUACAUGAAAAAGUUUUUGGAUGCUAAAUGCUUUGUACA